AUGAGUCGAUCCCUCACCACAGCACAAGAUGACGAAUACUUUCCGUCUCUCCUGACCGCUCUCCCGUCAACUCCCAAGACGGACGAGUCCGAAGUAAGCGCUCCUCGUGUCCGCUCCGAAGCGGACGUGCUCUCGUCGAAAGCCGGACAACGGCUGAGCUUUGCCGAGAGCUUGUCCAUGAACCGAGACAAACCGCAGAGCGUCCACGUGCCCGAGGACUCACCGUUCACUUGUGGUGGCAGCUACCCGAACCAUUUGGGGGCUCACAGACGCAAGAAUGCGUCGGCACAUCGUGCUGGUAACGGGACUGAUGUCCAGGACGAAGAUGUACCGCCUCCACCGACGAUGUCGUUGCUAAACCCCAGCGACUUUGCUGCAGGGUCUCACAACGUGGAGGAUGAUGAGGCUGCAGCAAUGGUAGAGGCUAGACGUAGGGCCGCAGCAGUGCGGUCUUCGUACUACCCGGACGUCCACAGUGACGAGUGGGGGCAGGACAAACAGUAUUGGGUCACGGUGUUUGGGUUUCCUCCAAGUGCUCGGUCUUUUAUCCUGCACCAGUUCCAGUCCGUCGGUGAAGUCGUGAACUACUCGAGUAGCAGCGGUGGCAAUUGGCUGCAUCUUCGCUACUACACUAGACUACAGGCGGAGAAGGCGCUCAGCUACGACGGACGCACACUUGCUAGCAACAUCAUGGUCGGUGUGAAGAAGUGCUACCCGUCAGACAGAGACGCCACUGAGCUUGACGAUAAGCCUGUGUCGAGCUACUUUGGUGCACAGGCACAUCAGAGCCUCGGAUCGCGGGACUUGGAGGUUGAUCCUACUGACGCUGACAUCAUGCUGCCUCCGCCGCGCCGACAGGACUUUUGUUCGCGGGUGCUCGGCUAUCUAUUUAAGUGGUGA
This is a messenger RNA of Peronospora matthiolae, 900 nucleotides long. Lineage: Eukaryota; Oomycota; Peronosporomycetes; Peronosporales; Peronosporaceae. The record is from the annotation of a GenBank genome assembly.